GGGCUGGGUGAAAAAAAAAAACCUACACAGGCUGUGGGACUCAAGGCGACUAUAAAACCGCUUUCUUGCCCAUUGUGUUGAUGUAGUCAAGAAAUAUACCGUAACGUAAAGACAGAAACGGAGAUGGAGGAGUGAGGCGGGACCGGUUGCGUGGCUGCUAAGAAACGCUUGUCUUGCGGUUUGCGAGCAAACUUUGUGAGGAGAUUUAUUUGUGGCGGGGUCUGCCGAUGACAAUCCUCUGAAACUUUAACUCUCGUAUUUGAGACACAGCAGUGCGCAGAAACAAGACUUUUAUUAAUUUAAUUCUCGUAAGAGAAACGGCAAGACAGAAAUUAGUUUUGCGAGUGUAUAUCUGUCCUCUAGUCACAGUUUGAACAUAAGCGAGACAGUAUAAGAAGAGGUAUUUUACUGACUAGGGUCUCCGUACAGUUGACGCGGCUGAAAUGGGAGCGGGUGACGGGCGCUCGGUGUCCGCGGUUCACCGGAGCUCUUUCCUCCUGAGGACGGUCCUGCUGCUGAUUCUGGGGCUGACGUGCGUUCAGGGGACGUGGGGACCCGGAGUUUACAAAUACCAGACCGGGACAGCACUCCUCAAAGAUCAGUCAAAGAGGAACUGGUGUCCGCAGACCGUGACUAAGACAGUGACCUGUCAGGUGCAGAAUGGCACUACUCUCCAGAGGGUCUAUCAGACCUGCAGGUGGCCUCAGGGAUGCAAUGGAGGAAGCUAUCGCACUGUGGUCCGGCCAUCCUAUAAAGUCGUGUACCGCACCAUCACCUCUCUAGAAUGGAAAUGUUGUCCUGGAUACAGAGGACCUCAGUGUGAGGAAGGAUCAUCGAGUAACCUGGUUGCCCAGGAGGCUGUAAGAAAACAGGCUAUACUUCUGAAACCUGCUUCUAAAACAGGAGAACAUAUCUCAAACUGUCUGAAUUGCAGUCGUAUCACCGCCCUCACAGAUCGUGUGAGCUCUCUGGAGGCCAAGGUCCAGCUUCUUACCGCUCCUGCCUCCACCUCUCAUCAACAGACGCAGUUAAAAAAUGAACCUGACUCCUCCUUACUGAUGGGGGCUACACCUGCCAAAGGUUCUCCUGGGGCUCAGGGUCCUGCAGGUCCACAGGGCGAGAGAGGCCAGGAUGGCUUACCCGGUAAAGACGGUAAACCAGGGUUUCGAGGUCUGCCAGGACCCAAAGGUGAGGCGGGCAGCAGAGGUCCAUCUGGGGCUCCAGGGUCUAAAGGAACAGCUGGUCCUCCAGGUCCUCAGGGACCACCGGGCCUCCCAGGAGAGAGGGGCCUCCCUGGGCCACCCGGCCCUCCAGGGCCCCCUGGACCACCAGCCCCUGUACCUGAACAAGAUGUUACAGGCCUGAAAAAAGACAGUCUGCUUCACAACAACUUCCCUGACCUCCGAGUGACCCCUUCAAACGGACCCCCAGGUCCACCUGGACCCACCGGUCCUCCAGGACCGUUAGGACCCAGUGGACCACCGGGCCCUAUGGGACAAACUGGAAAGCCAGGAGCUCCUGGUUUGCAAGGCCCUGUGGGACCAAAAGGCGAACGAGGAGAAAGAGGACCUCUUGGAUAUCCAGGAGAGAGAGGGUUCAAAGGAGAGCCAGGAGCACCAGGACUUAAAGGAGAACCAGGGGAGAAAGGUCUUCCGGACUUUAAUUUGAAGAAGUUCCAAGACUUGCAGGCUGACUUAGAGCUGCUGGCUCGCAGGGUGCAGCUGCUGGAGGCGAUCAUCUGGCCAGAACCAGAUCUAGGGUCAGGAGAUGGCCUCUUUGGCACACCGUCUCCAGAUGUCUACCGGAUUAAGAGGGCAAGGAUGUCAUCUUUCCGAGUCAAUUCUCCCUUAAUCACUGCUGAGACCAGGGUUCGUGGGAAGUAGUCUGCAUAUUCCAAAGAGCGAAGCCAUCGUUUCCAUCUCAAUUUCAUCAUCAGUAAAUCAGCUGAACUGGCAACAACUAGGGUUGCAAAAAGGUGGAAACCUUCCAGUAAAUUUCACAAAUAUUCCAGAAUUUUUUGAAAAGUUCCAGGAUUUUUCCCUUUGGAUUCCUGGGAUUUUUGGAAAUUAACCAGAAGUGUUCCACUCCUUUGCAACCCUAGCAACAACUACACAAGUCUCCUGAGACACACACAUUCUACAGAUCCAACCGCUUUGGAAUAUUCCAGUUAUUCAAGAAGGGGGAGACACCUCAGGGAAGACCAAAUGGUGCUGUAUAAAUUAACCACCUCUAAUGGGACUCACAGGUUCCUAGCACCUCUCCUCUGGCAAGUUAUAUGUUGUGUCACUCUUUCGACAUAACGAAUAGAAUCAGUCUCAAAAUCAAUUUGUCAAUUCGUUGUUUCACAUGAAAAAGGAAACGUUUUAAAAUAUGAUAUACAGAAACAGUAUUGGUGCUUGUGUAAUUGUUUAACAAAAUUGUGGGCAAAGAAGGGUACAAAAUGUGAUGGAGACGAAGAACGUUUUUUUAGGAGAGCAUCAAACCAUAUUAUUAGUCUUUCCAGCUGCUGUUAGGAGCUCAUAGUAACUUCAGCAAAUGUACUGUAUGACAAAAUGCACAUAACAAUUCUGCUAGUCAGCCAAACUCCACACUUUCCCCAGUGAUAAAACUGAUUUCAUAUUCUGUUCCUUGGAUUAAAUGCACUAUGUAGAUAGAGAAUCACCUUGUUUUUGUUUUUUUACGAGAAAGGACAACUGAAGGACAUAAACAUGUGUAAACUUUAAUACACCGUUCUGUUGUGAUAGGCUUUGGGCUUGGGUUCCCUCUGACUUUUUAAACAGACUAAACUUGUAACUAGAUUUGAAUAAGUGAAAACAAAUUGUUUUUUUUUUCUUUUUUUGUUAAAACAUGCAUUUGAGCAUGAUUUUAAGUAGCUCUGAAUCAAAUUUUAGGAAUCUCCUCUAGUUCAGGACAACAAUUAUUGAGUAACCCUAUAAUAAAUAAACUAAAAAUGUGCAAUUGUGUGAGCUAGAGGAGACAGAACCAUAAACUACACAAUAUCCAACUGGAGCACAAGGGGAAGCAGGAAAACUACUCAUAUAACUUGAAUUCUGUUUCCAUGUUUCAUGCAUGUCUUUUCAUCACAGUUACAUGCACAACAGAGGCAUGGGUUUCCUUUCUCAAUACCUUUCUAUUCCUAUAUAAAUAUUGUUGUAUUAAUUAUUUAUAGAUGACUAUUAGCAAUUGAUGUUUUCUCUACUCUGUAUACCAAUUCAUGUAACGUCACCUGUAUUUUUUUCCAUUUCUAGCCUCUUGUGUGAACUUGUCUCGCCAGUGUGCAGAGUCUUACCAAUUGAUGUUAAAACGAAAUAAACUUUGUUGUGUGUUUCUAUUUUUAAGACAA
Messenger RNA from Carassius gibelio (silver crucian carp), 3343 nucleotides. It is a transcript of the gene emid1, whose product is annotated as EMI domain containing 1. Lineage: Eukaryota; Metazoa; Chordata; Actinopteri; Cypriniformes; Cyprinidae. Bases 444 to 1883 code for a protein of 479 amino acids. The record is from RefSeq and is a predicted model, not a curated record. Gene Ontology annotation, molecular function: protein binding. The transcript is spliced from 16 exons.